CCGUUGCCGUUGGUGAGUUUUCCCAUUAUGGCGGAGGGGUCAGCCGUGCGGAUGGACUGUCUCUUCCACUCUGAUGCUUGUUUCGCGUCCUGAGGGAGGGCGUUUUGUUUUUUGUUUUCACACAUCCCCGCUACGGACCGGGCUCGUUUCACCUAGACUGCACUCGUGUUUAUCGGCGAAGUCAUGGCAGACCGCGGCGGGGAUUUGUCCGCCCUGCCGAAGGAGGUUAGAGACCAGUUGGCGGAGUUGGAUCUGGAGCUGUCUGAAGGUGACAUCACGCAGAAGGGCUAUGAGAAGAAGAGGGCCAAGCUGCUGGCCUCCUACAUCCCCCACUUGCCCAAUGUGGAUCUAUCUCUGCCAGAUGUACAGCUUUCCCCAGGCCACAGUGUCGACCCCAGCCCGAGUCCAGAGGCCCCGGGCCCCUCCACCUCGUCGGCCUCCAGACACCACCGUGCACAUCGUAGUGGAGGGGCCAGGGAUGAGCGCUAUAGAUCCGAUAUCCACACAGAGGCUGUGCAGGCAGCGCUGGCCAAACACAAAGAAGAGAAGAUGGCACUGCCCAUGCCAACCAAGAGACGCUCGGCCUUUGUUCAGUCUCCCAUAGACACCUGUACACCUCCAGACACAUCUUCUGCAUCAGAGGAUGAGGGCUCACUGCGCAAAAAGGCAGCUAUCAGGGCAAUCUUAGAUCAAACCCUGCAAAGUCCCGAUUACUGGAUCAACCGCUCCGUCCAAAGCUCCUCAACAUCCUCAUCUGCUUCCUCCACCCUCUCCCAUGGAGAGCCCAAGACCCAGCCUCAACCCCAGCUUCAGCCCGCUGCCUCCCUGUUGGCUGAUGUACUGGCCCACACACGUAUAGAAAACAGCGUCCCCCCAGAUGUGACAUCCUCCACUCCCCAGGAGAGAGGGUCCAGGGUGGACCUACCCCCGGCAGUCAGGGGCAUGAGCCGUGGACAGAGUCGCUCCAGCAUGCUGGAUACCGCUGAUGGUGUGCCUGUCAAUAGCAGGGUGUCCACUAAGAUCCAGCAGCUGUUGAAUACGCUCAAACGACCCAAAAGACCACCGCUCAGCGAAUUCUUCGUAGAUGACUCUGAGGAAAUUGUAGAGAUUCCCCAGCCGGACCCCAACACCCCGAAGCCUGAGGGGCGUCAGAUCAUCCCGGUGAAGGGGGAGCCCCUGGGAGUGGUCAGUAACUGGCCCCCUGCCCUACAAGCUGCCCUGGCCCGCUGGGGAGCCACCCAGGCCAAGAGCCCUGCCCUCACUGCACUGGACAUCACUGGCAAACCUCUCUACACACUCACAUAUGGUAAAUUAUGGAGUCGCAGUCUGAAGCUGGCCUAUACGCUCCUGAACAAGCUGGGCACCAAGACAGAGCCUGUCCUACAACCCGGAGAUCGGGUGGCACUGGUGUAUCCCAACAGUGACCCAGGCAUGUUCUGGGUGGCUUUCUAUGGCUGCCUGUUAGCGGAGGUCAUUCCUGUGCCGAUUGAGGUCCCACUCUCACGACAGGAUGCUGGCAGUCAGCAGAUUGGCUUCCUGUUGGGCAGCUGUGGUGUCAGUCUGGCGCUAACCAGUGAGGUGUGCCUCAAAGGGCUCCCCAAGACACCAAAUGGAGAGAUCAUCCAGUUCAAAGGAUGGCCAAGGAUGAAAUGGGUUGUGACAGAUACAAAGUACCUGACCAAACCAUCCAAAGACUGGCAGCCCCACAUCCCCACUGCCAACACAGACACAGCCUACAUAGAGUACAAAGCAAGUAAGGAGGGAACAGUCAUGGGAGUCGCUGUGUCAAAGAUCUCGAUGCUGACCCACUGUCAAGCCCUCACUCAGGCUUGUAACUACGUUGAAGGAGAGACACUGGUCAAUGUGCUGGACUGCAAGAAGGACAUGGGCUUGUGGCAUGGCGUCUUAACGAGUGUUAUGAACAGAAUUCACACCAUCACAGUGCCAUAUGCUGUCAUGAAGGCGUGUCCCAUGUCCUGGGUGCAGAGGGUCCACAUCCACAAAGCACGCGUGGCCCUGGUUAAGUGCCGUGACCUCCACUGGGCUAUGAUGGCUCACAAGGACCAGAAGGACAACAACUUGUCCUCCAUACGUAUGCUUAUUGUGGCAGAUGGAGCAAAUCCAUGGUCUGUGUCAUCAUGUGAUGCCUUCCUGAACGUGUUCCAGUCUCAGGGGCUGAAACCUGAGGUCAUCUGUCCAUGUGCCACGUCUCCUGAGGCCCUGACUGUGGCCAUACGCAGGCCUGGUGCACGAGGAGCUCCACUGCCUGCCAGGGCCAUCUUAUCUAUGGGCGGGCUGAGCCACGGCGUGAUCCGGGUGAACACUGAGGACAAGAACUCUGCUCUUACUGUACAGGAUGUGGGCCACAUUAUGCCUGGAGCUCUGAUGUGCAUCGUCAAACCCGACGGGUCGCCACAGCUCUGUAAAACGGACGAGAUAGGAGAGAUCGUGAUCAACUCUCGCGCUGGAGGCACCAUGUACUACGGUUUACCUGGCGUCACCAAGAACACGUUUGAGGUGAUCCCUGUCAACCAAGCAGGAGCCCCCAUUGGCGAGAUCCCCUUCUCUAGGACAGGCCUGCUUGGAUUUGUGGGCCCGGGCAGCCUGGUGUUUGUGGUGGGGAAGAUAGAAGGGCUGCUGACAGUGAGCGGGCGGCGCCACAAUGCAGAUGACCUGGUGGCCACGGCGCUCGCAGUGGAGCCUGUCAAAACGGUUUACAGGGGGAGGAUCGCCGUGUUCUCAGUGACAGUGUUUUAUGAUGAGAGGAUCGUGAUUGUGGCAGAGCAGAGGCCGGAUGCCAGUGAGGAGGACAGCUUCCAGUGGAUGAGCCGAGUCCUGCAGGCCAUUGACAGCAUCCAUCAGGUCGGCCUGUAUUGCCUCGCGCUCGUCCCAGCCAACACCCUCCCAAAGACGCCUCUUGGAGGAAUCCACAUCUGUGAGACCAAGCAGAACUUUCUGGAGGGAAACCUGCAUCCUUGUAAUAUCCUCAUGUGCCCACACACUUGUGUCACCAACAUGCCCAAACCAAGACAGAAGCAGCCAGUGGAAGUCGGCCCAGCCUCUAUGGUCGUUGGCAACUUGGUGGCAGGGAAGCGGAUCGCUCAGGCUACGGGGAGAGAGCUGGGCGUGGUGGACGACCAGGAUCUGAUCCGAAAGCUGUGUAUGUGGCCCACCAUGAUGCACCAGUUCCUGUCAGAGGCCCUGCAAUGGAGAGCUCAAAGUGACCCAGACCAUGUUCUGUAUGUGCUGCUCAAUGCCAAGGGGGUGGCAGUGUGCACGGCUACAUGUGCUCAGCUGCACAAAAGGGCAGAGAAAAUCACAGCUACUCUCAUGGAGAGAGGAGGCCUCAACACAGGCGACAAUGUUGUGCUGCUUUAUCCCCCAGGUAUUGACCUGAUCGCUGCCUUCUACGGCUGCCUCUACGCGGGGGUCAUCCCUGUGACAGUGAGGCCACCUCACCCACAGAACCUCGCAGCUACUCUUCCCACUGUUCGCAUGAUCAUCGACGUGAGCAAAGCAGCCUGCAUCCUCACCACUCAGCCUCUGAUGAGGAUCCUCAGGUCUAGGGAGGCUGCUGCCAGUGUCAAUGUGAAAACGUGGCCCACGAUCAUUGAUACAGAUGAUCUCCCCAGAAAGCGUCCUCCACACAUCUACAAACCGCCCACAGCUGAGAUGCUGGCCUAUCUGGACUUCAGCGUGUCCACUACUGGCAUGUUGACUGGAGUCAAAAUGUCUCACGCUGCAGUCAGUACUCUGUGCCGCUCCAUUAAGCUGCAGUGUGAGCUCUACUCCUCACGCCAGAUAGCCAUCUGUUUGGACCCGUACUGUGGCCUGGGCUUUGUCCUGUGGUGCCUCUCCAGCGUUUACUCAGGUCACCAGUCCAUCCUCAUCCCCCCCCUGGAGCUGGAGUGCUCGCUGCCUGUGUGGCUGAGCACGCUGAGCCAGUACAAGAUCAGAGACACCUUCUGCUCCUACUCUGUCAUGGAGCUCUGCACCAAAGGCCUGGGCACCCAGACAGAGAUGCUGAAGGCGCGGGGUCUGAACCUGUCGUGUGUCCGGAGCUGUGUGGUGGUAGCGGAGGAGCGGCCUCGUCUUGCUCUCACACAGUCCUUCUCCAAGCUCUUCAAAGACCUCGGCCUGUCGUCGCGCGCCGUCAGCACUGCCUUCGGUUCCAGGGUCAACCUUGCCAUCGGCCUGCAGGGCACCGCAGGACCAGAUCCCUCCACCGUCUACGUUGAUAUGAAGUCCUUGCGUCAUGACAGAGUAAGGCUGGUGGAGCGUGGGGCGCCGCAGAGUCUUCCACUCAUGGAGUCGGGCACUAUCCUGCCGGGAGUGCGGGUCAUCAUAGUCAGCACAGAGACCAGAGGCCCACUGGGAGACUCGCAUCUUGGGGAGAUUUGGGUGAACAGCCCUCAUAGCGCCAGUGGCUACUACACCAUUUACGGGGAGGAGAGCCUGCAGGCAGAUCAUUUCAACACCAGACUCAGCUUCGGGGACCCCCAAACCUUAUGGGCCAGGACAGGCUACUUGGGCUUCAUCAAGAGAACCGAGCUGCUGGAUGCAAGCGGAGACCGUCACGACGCCUUGUUUGUGGUGGGCUCCCUGGAUGAAACGCUGGAGUUGAGAGGGUUGCGCUAUCAUCCCAUCGACAUCGAGACGUCCGUGUCCCGAGCCCACCGCAGCAUCGCAGAGAGCGCGGUGUUCACGUGGACCAACCUGCUGGUGGUGGUGGCGGAGCUGAGCGGCUCGGAGCAGGAGGCCCUGGACCUGGUGCCGCUCGUCACCAACGUGGUCCUGGAGGAGCACCACCUCAUCGUGGGGGUGGUGGUCAUCGUGGACCCCGGGGUGAUCCCCAUCAACUCGAGGGGGGAGAAGCAGAGGAUGCACUUGCGAGACUCCUUCCUGGCAGACCAGCUGGACCCCAUCUACGUGGCCUACAACAUGUGAACGCGCCUCAGCAACUGAUGCAGAAAACUGAGCCGGGCUCUGAGAGCAGACGCGAGGGAGAAGGGCGGUGGGGUGCCUUCAGCAGUAACCCUGAUCCUAAACCUCAGACACAUUGGAACCACCAAACAAUGGGAAUACGAGUACAGUCCCGCCAUGAGAACGUGCUUCCCUCUGAAACUGUUCUGCCUUUUCUUCCAGCUGCUUGAUUACUGCAGUACAGGUGCAUUGAGAUUUCUACUGGGGACAGUAGACACGUGUCAACUGGAGGAUCUUCGUCCUCUCCCUGCUCCCUCGUCACUCCAAAUCCUGUUUUUUUUAUGAGACAUUUUUAAUUCCAUACUUUGAGUAAAGAGAGAAUUCCUUUCCUCCCCCUUCUCCUGUUUGUAUCAUGAACCAUUCUUCCUCGUAUUUUUAUUUUUUACGUCCCGUGAUUCCUGAAGGCAGGAUGGUGCACACAAACUGCUGAGAGCAGCUGGAACUCUCCUUCCUUGUGCUUUAAGUCCCCGAUCCUCUGGCUCCAUGGGCUGCCUCACCCGCCUACAGGGGACACGCUGCGCUGCUGUCACCAGAGCAAAUCCUCAUCAGUAUUAAAAAGUGCCACUAGUAAGUGCAGACCUCCAGAUCAGUCAGUCCCGACACAUUCUCUUCCUGUCAGAGGCACCACAGCUUUGACCUCCCAGUCGUGUCCCGAGUUUGUCGGCAGACGGCAUCCUGUCAACUUUCAUACAGUAUAUUACAAAAUCCUAAAAGUCCACUAGAAUUAUCUGUUGGUGUGGGAAAAGAAAGACUCACUUCAGAAAAGCACAAUGCUGGACAGUGAAGACAAAGCAGAUUACUAGUUUCUGUGCGUAGGUGAUAGAUGAUAGAUCUACUGGGUUUAAUAAAGCUAAUACGUUUAAAAGCUCCAGUUGUUAGAUUUAAAAGUUGAGCUGUGUCUGGUGUUUAGGCUUGCAUGCUAAUUGGGAUGGAAUCAAUGUCGACACACUGUGAAAAGAAAAUUCUAAUGAACGACUCCAGGACUCCACACCAAUGGUGUCGACACGAUUAAGGACUCCUGAGUCGGUUCAAAACGCAUUUAUUACCAGGAGACUCGAGUCACAGCUGUUCCUUAAAACACCAAGACCUGGUGGUUCUUGAAACGUCCAGAAGUUAUUUGACAACACUACUGUCCUGAAAGCACAUCCAAACUUUGCCAGAAAAAAAAAAUAUAUCACGGUUCAGGGUUUUGGCCCAUUUCCCAGACUUGCAGCUGUUCAGCAGUUUGUAAUAAGAAGACACACAGACAGUGAAGACACGGGUCGUCUUCUGUAUCUGGGUGAGACGAUACAGCCUGGAUAAUCGUCUUUGCAUUAGAAUUUUUUUUUAAAUUGCUGAUUCACCUGAAAUACCUUCAGUACUGCAGUAAAUGUUGAUCAAAUACUCAGACCUACUUUAAAUACUUGAGAUUUUUUCAGACAUGACUGGCUGUCGAUUAUCCUGAAAUCGAGCGCUUUGCUUUGAAACGCAAAGCACCAGUUGGGGCCAGACAGAGGUUCACAGCAGGCUCAGCCGCUGACGGACAGCGUCUCCGUGCACUCCGAGCUCAGAAGCCGUUUCAGAAUGAAGGGAAGCUUGAACAUCUGAAACCUGAGCGAGGACUGUGUUCCAAUCACGCCUCUAGAAGCACUCCCAGCGUUUUCACCGUCUGCUUUGCUGCUUCUAGAGUUCCCUUUUUUUGUCGUUCCUCACGGUAAAGCAAGGAACAGCUCUCAUUUCCAGCUCGUAGGACAAACGUAGGCCAUCAGAAGGCAGAUCAGUGCCUUUUUAUUGCAGCAUUUUCACACCUAUGAUUAUGGACUGUUGCAUUUCUAAUAGUACAGGACUUUGCCUUACUAAACCUGUGGCACUCCAGUACUCUGGCUGUAACAUUAGUGUAUUUACGGAACUGUUCCAGCAGUUUUCACACGUGGAGCCAGUUUAUAAGUCCAAAUCCACUCGCAUCAUGUUUUUCAGAGGAUGCGGGGGGUGUCGUUGUCUUUCAGUGUACAGUCAUGCCUUUUAUAGUUCAUCAUAAACCUGUAAAACAGUUCUUUGAAUGUCUGUAAUCAUGGGGAAACAACAAACUCCACUUAGAACAACAAUCGAUGCGCAACCUGUGAUUUUAAAUAGCAGAACCCUCCUUUAAAAGAUAAGAAGGGGAGGGGCCACACGUGAGGGUCCAGACUUGGUCUGAUACUGUAUUUUAGAGGUCAAAUACUGUAACUGGUGUUAAAGUGUACAUGAACACGUUGAUAAAAACUUGACUAAUCUUACAUACUUGACAACAUUUUUAAUUUAAAGAUAUCGCAUAACAAAACACGAGUCAGAUUACUUUGCCAGGAACAAUGUGCACUUUCCCAAUUUCAGAGUGUGUGUGUGUGUGUGUCCAGUUUACCAGUGAUACUUUGUUUUGUAACAUUUUUUUUAUUAUUUUCUUCAUUUUUUUUUUAUGUCGCCUCCACUGUAUUUUAAUUCUUUCCAUCCAAAUUUGGGAUUUUAAUAUAUUUUCUAAGGGUUUCAUUCAUUUUGUUUUCCUGACGGGAACCUUUCUUUAAAACUGCACAACUUCUGCAAACAGCUGGUUUGAGCCGGCAGCAGCUCGGGGCCACUUCUCGUUCCGUGGCCGACACCGAGGAAACGAACGCGAGCCAGUAUCUGGGACAAGCCGGAGCGACUGGAGGAUAAUAGGGAGCUACUGUGUGAUAACUGCUUUGUUGCUACUGUUUUAAUAAAGUUUUAUAAUUUCACGAUGGCCUUCAAGCCUUUUUUAAUGGACAUUGGUGCUAUUCAUUAAGGGGAAAGGUGACGCACCGUCAUCCUCCAAUGUUGUUUCUUUUUCCAUCCCACCAUUGGGUUGUUUGUUUCCAUCAGGCGCCCAGGACAACGCCGGCGGACGUAUUCCAUUCAAACGUGCGUUGGUUUUCAGGCUGUCGUGACGACAGGUGUACAUUUCGAACCUCUCACUCAUUCCAAGCACAAAAUGUAACUGUACGGUGAGGUAACGCGAUCCGGAUCUGUCUCUCACACACAAUAAAAACAAUAAAACUCAAGGGCCCACAAUGUGUAUACCUCAGCGACUGUCUGCUCACUAUGCAUCGUCCAGCUGCAGAAAAGACAUUCUGAACUAGUCAAAGGUGCGAUAACUUCUAACAUGUCUUACUUGACAAAAGCACUGUCUCACUGUCAUUGGAUGUGAUUCAUGUCAAAUAAAAACGCUUUGUCAGACUUC
This is a messenger RNA of Betta splendens (Siamese fighting fish), 8194 nucleotides long. RefSeq names its product disco-interacting protein 2 homolog Ba (gene dip2ba). The record is from RefSeq and is a predicted model, not a curated record. NCBI's taxonomy places the organism in Eukaryota, Metazoa, Chordata, Actinopteri, Anabantiformes, Osphronemidae. The transcript has 39 exons. Bases 184 to 4947 code for a protein of 1587 amino acids.